Messenger RNA from Anolis sagrei ordinatus, 5790 nucleotides. RefSeq names its product immunoglobulin superfamily DCC subclass member 4 (gene IGDCC4). The record is from RefSeq and is a predicted model, not a curated record. Gene Ontology annotation, molecular function: protein binding. Gene Ontology annotation, biological process: axon guidance; neuron migration; cell-cell adhesion. Lineage: Eukaryota; Metazoa; Chordata; Lepidosauria; Squamata; Anolidae. Gene Ontology annotation, cellular component: axonal growth cone; cell surface; plasma membrane.
AGGGGGGCGCGCCUGCUCGCCUCCGUCCCCUUCUCCGCCUGCGCCCAGCCUCCGCAUUGUUCUCCCCUUCUCCCUUCUUCCUCCUCCUCCUCUUCUUCCUCCGCGCAAAGAUGGCGAAGUCAGCCUGGCAGCCUCGCCGCCCGCUGCCUCGGGGGCAGCUCUAGGACCCCCGCCCGGAAAGAAGGGGCCACCCCCAUGGCGACGGGAGCCCCGCUUGGCCUCGCCACCCUCCUGGCCCUGACCUUGGCCCUGCCAGGGAUAUCGUCUUUGGACCUGAGCUGUGGCCUUGGCCCCACCCAGGUGAUGUUGGAGCCAAACCAGACUCUGGAGUUGAGCUGCAGCUUGUCUCCCGUUGAACAAGUCUUCAACGUUUCCUGGAAGAAGAAUGGACUUCCACUCUCAGAAGAAGAAGACAACCUCCAUGUCCUCCCCAAUGGCUCUUUGUUUGUUUCGUCUGCAUAUGCAGCUUUGGAGGAUGACAAGUCUCUAAGAGAAAGUGUUGUGGAGGGCAACUACUCCUGCAUCUCGCAUGGCCCAUUUGGUUCGGUUGCAGGGCAGACCGUUGUGCUUCGUGUUGCAAGUUUGCCCCCAUUCUUUCACCAUCCAGAGUCCCAAACAGUGGAAGAGAAUGGCAUGUGUCGCUUUGAGUGUCGGAUAGAAGGGCUGCCUCCACCAGUGAUCUCUUGGGAGAAGGACAGAGUAGAAGUUUCUUCAGGAGACAGGUUUAUAAUGCUCCCAAACGGUGUCCUCCAGAUCAUCGAUGUGCAAGAGAGUGAUGCAGGGGUCUACCGCUGUGUGGCCACAAACAGGGCAGGAAAACGCUACAGCUCUGACGCAGUCCUCAACCUUUUAGAAGGUCCCCAGCCAUCAGUGACGAUGGAUGUCCUCAUUGUUGCCGCACCAGAAAAUGCCACCGUCGUGGUGGGAGAAAAUGCAGUGAUGGAAUGCAUGGCAUUUGCCCACCCGACUCCUUUUGUUUCGUGGAUACGGGAAGAUGGGGACCCUGUGGCCACUGAUGUGAUCGUGGUGGGACGCACCAACCUCUUGAUCCCUCAGGCCCAGCUUCACCAUGCCGGUGUCUAUGUCUGCCGGGCCAACAAACCCCAAACCAGGCAGUUUGUGAUGGCUGCGGCUGAGCUCACGGUGCUUGCUCCCCCGAACAUCUCCCAGGCUCCGGAAACCAUCUCUCGAACCCGCGCCAGCACUGCCAGAUUUGUCUGCAAAGCCGAGGGUGAGCCUCAACCCAGCAUCUCCUGGAUGAAGAAUGGGGAGCCCCUUUCGUCCAAAGGACGGGUGAAGAUGCAGCCCAGCGGCACCUUGGUCAUCAACCAGAUUGGACUGGACGAUGCCGGCUACUACCAGUGUGUGGCCGAGAACCACCUGGGCAUGGCGUGUGCCACCGCCCGGCUGGAGGUCAUUGUGCGCGAAGGGCUGCCCAGCCCACCCAAGAAGCUCUCAGCCAGUUCGCUCUCCAGCACCAGCGUCCUGGUUUCUUGGGAACGACCCGAGUUCAACAGCGAGCAGAUCAUUGGUUUCUCCUUGCAUUAUCAGAAAGCCUUGGGCACCAACAACGUGGAGUACCAGUUUGCGGUGAACAAUGACACCACUGAGUUUCAGGUCAGGGACUUGGACCCUGCCAGCAGCUACCUUUUCUACGUUGUGGCCUAUUCUCAGCUCGGUGCCAGCCGGACCUCGACUCCAAUAAACAUACAGACGCUGGAGGAUGUUCCCAGUGCGGCCCCCCAGUUGACGCUUUCGAGUGUGACGCCGACUGAUAUCAAGGUGAUGUGGCUGCCGCUUCCUCUGGAACUGAGCAACGGGAGGAUCACCAAAUACAAAAUCGACUACGCCCCAGUCAAGGAUGAUCUGAUUUCUUCCACGGAGGUCAGUGCGAAUGAGACACAGCUUGUGCUCCAUGCCCUGCACCCCAAUAAGGUCUACAAAGUGCGGAUUGCGGCAAGCACCAGCGUGGGUUAUGGGGCGCCUUCGGAGUGGACGCAGCAUCGCACCCCGGACAGAGACAACCAAACCCACGUUCCGUUCGCCCCGACCGAGUUAAAAGUCAGAGCCAGAAUGGAAUCCCUCUUGGUAAGUUGGCAACCUCCAGCCAACCAUGCCCAGAUCUCAGGCUACAAGCUUUACUACCGGGAAGUGGCUGCCGAGGAGAAAAGCGAGGAGAGCCCUUCGGAAGGCACCGGGGAUGGCCUUUGGGACGUGGGGCCCAUCAAGCUGAAGAAGAAGGUCAAACAAUAUGAGUUGAUCAACUUAGUUCCUGGGAGGCUCUAUGAAGUGAAGGUGGUGGCCUUCAACAAGCACGAAGAUGGCUAUGCGGCGAUUUGGAAGGGAAAAACGGAGAGAGCCCCGGCCGCAGCAGCAGACCCGCCAGUUCAGAAGGGACCACCGCUGCCUCCAGCACAUGUCUAUGUUGAAUCCAACAGCUCCACCUCAAUUUGGCUGAAGUGGAAGAAACCCGAUUUUUCCACGGUGGAGAUUGUCAAUUACACCGUGCGCUUCAGCCCUUGGGGACUCAAGAACGCUUCCCUCGUGACCUACUACACAAGCUCCAACGAAGAGAUCCUCAUCAGCGGCUUGAAGCCAUUCACCAGAUACGAGUUUGCUGUGCAGUCAAAUGGGGUCGGCAUCGAUGGUCCAUUUGGCAACGUGGUGGAAUGGUUCACCCUUCCAGACCGACCCUCAACUCCUCCCGCCGAUUUGCGGCUGCACCCCAUUAACCCGUAUGCUGUGCAGGUCCACUGGUGCCCCCCUUCUGAACCCAAUGGCAUCAUUGUGGAAUAUAUCAUCCUUUACAAUGCCAACAGUACUCAACCUGAUGAGAUGUGGACUCUCCUGACCAAAGAAGGUAAUACAUUCAGCACUGAAGUCCAUGGGUUGGAAAGCAACACCAGAUAUUUCUUCAAGAUGGGAGCCAAGACGGUGGUUGGGUCAGGACCCUACUCGAAGGUGAAGGAUGUGCAAACCUUGCGGGAGAGGUUCUCAGAUCUGCUGGACAUCCACUCGGUCACAGGGAUUAUCGUCGGUGUCUGCUUAGGCUUGCUGUGUGUCCUCUUCUGCAUGUGUGCCAGCUUCCGCAACCACAAACCGAGAGAGUCCGUGCCGGGCCUGGAUCCCCAGACGCCUGGGAACCACGUUUAUCAUUACCACCGCAGCCGCCAAGUUCCACCUCUUCCUGUAGCCCCCUCCAACCCCCACGAAUUGGAGUCCCUCAUGUCUCCACUCUCCGAAGAGGCUCCUUCUCCCCCGACGGACAUCAUGGAGCUGACAGAUGUCCAGGGCCAUAUCCAGGGCGGUCCUCCAAGCGACAGCAUGGGCCACAUCAAGAGAAAGCCUCCUUGGGAGAAAUCACUGAACAGCUGGGCAAACACCAUGGUCAACUAUGGAGACACGGUUCCUAAAGAGUCGACCGUGACUUUGAACGGAUCACUGAAAAUGGCACCCAACGGGGGACAGAAGCUCUUAUUGCAAGCUUUGGUUUACGAGGUGGUUGCGAAUGAAGUGAACAAGGAGCACGUUCCUAGCAGCCUCAACCAGAUGGAAGCCGAGGUGAUUGUCCAUUCCGACUUCUCCGCCUCACACCGAGGUGACGUCUCCCGGCUUCCCACAGAGGAGAUGGAGGGGACGCUUCCUGAGGACCAAAGCCUCGAAUCCUUGCCUGUGGAAGACCUCACUCUAGAGUCUUCACCCAACUCCUUGAAGGACAAUCUAGGCAAGGAUGGAGAAGACAAGCACGAACCUGAGAUCCCUGCUUCUUGGCAGGGUACUGACCAGCAGACUUGCCAGGCGGCCACCGAAUUGCUCGAGACAGCCACUUCUGGCUUCUUCAGGAUGGAUGAAAGCCUAGAUUCAGGGCAAUUUGGGGACUCUGACACCCUCCAAGGAGGGAACAAGGAGCCCAUCCUGCAGGACGCUUUCCCCAUGGGACAGUCUCGGGCCCUAAUUUGCAGCUCGCCUGCCGGUUUUGAGAACAUGACAUGUGUCCACCAUCUUUGAAGACCACACUGACUGUACUCUUGGCUACCACAGAGCUAGAAGUAACAUAAUGAAGUAAGGCAUAGCCUUCCCGUGGUACUAAACAGUAACUCGUGGUUUGGAAGACAAGGGGAUACAAAAGUGCCUCCCUUAUUUCAUUGUUUUUGUAUUCCCUGCCCACUUGUGAGUGUUUUCUCAUUGCUUGGGGACCCCAAAGGCUGUCCUUCACCUUUGAGUCCUCUCUGGUCUACAUGAAAGAGUUGAGAAGAUACCAAACGUUGAGCAAACCAAGGAGGUGUAAGGCAUGGAGUAGGUGUGGCAAGAAAUGUGCGGCAAGGUCCACUGGGUGCCAACCUGACCACCCAUUGCAGUGCUGUCACUCUUUCACAUGGCACAACUAGAGUGUUAUUAUUCCGCUUUAACUGUCAUGGUGCCACAUUAAGGGAAUAGGAGCGAUGGAGUUUUGACCCUUUCAGAUGGCACAACUAGAGUGUUAUGAUUUUGUUUUGACUGCCAUGGUGCCACAUUGUGGGAUCAGGAGUGGUGGAGUUUUGGAAGAAUUACUGUAAUGACAAACUCUGUAGGAUGUUGCCAUGGCAGUUAAAGUGGAACCACGGCACUAAUGGGCAUGAAUAUGGACCAAGCUCCAGAGACUAGGACACAGAGCAGUGGAGUAAAAGAUUCCUCCUAAACAUUAGCACAACAAAUGCUGUUCAGUAAUGGAAUCUGCUGCUGUCUCAGAGUCCAGUUGAGUCCCCUCUGUAGGUUUUAAAGCAGAAACUGGAUGGCUAUCUGCUGGGAGUGCUUGGAUUGUGUGCUCCUCUUGCAUUGUAGCCCAGAGGUGCACGGUUCAUCCCAGAUCCAUGAAUUCAGUAGGACUGAGAUAGAAGAAGCUAUUCCAAGGCUAGAUCUACAUUGUGCAACAAAGCACUCUGAGACUGCUUUAACUGCUGGGGCUAUGUCAAAUGGAACCCCGGGACUUGUAGUUUCAAAAGAUAAUCAGAAUUCCAUGCUGAAGUGUCCUUGUUUUCUGCUUUGGAGACUAGGACACAGAGCAAUGGUUUCAAAUUGCAGGAAAAGAGAUUCCACUGAAUAUUGGGAAGAACUUCCUAACUGUGAGAGCUGUUCAGCAGUGGAACUCCCUGCCCCAGAGUGUGUGGAGGCUCCUUCUUUGGAGGUUUUUAAACAGAAGCUGGAGGGCCAUCUGUUGGGUGUGUUUUGAAUGCUAUUUUCCUGCUUCUUGGCAGAAUGGGGUUGGACUGGAUGGCCCAUGAGGUCUCUUCCAACUCAAUGAUUCUAUGAUUCUAAUAUUCUAUGAGAGCGGACUUUGCAAGUCUCUCAUUAGCAAGGUACAAAUGCCAAGAUAGGUUAGAACCAUGGGAGUUAAAGUGGCAUGGGAUUGUUAUCAUUGUUUGGUGUGGAUCCAAUCCCAAGUUUGAAACCUGAGGAGUGGGUUCUGUGUGAUGGUAGAGACCCCAAAGGCCAUCCAGUCCAACCCCCUUUCCAGUGCAAAACAGAGAGCCCAUCAUCCCUGACUUGAGAUAGAGUCCAUCUAGCUUGGCAUGGCUAACUUUCUACUCACAGGUUUGUGUUAACGGGGGAAUUUGAACACACAACUCACUUAGCCUUGGAAGGUUGAGUCUAAGAGCAUUUCCAACAACUUAUAUGAGGGUCGAAUGAAAAAUAAUGUCUGCACCUUCAUAACUCCUCAACAGAUGGCAGUACUGGUAUGCGGCAGGUACUGGCUUGUUCAGUAGACUCUCCUCUACAGUUCCAUUUUGGCAGGAAGCCUUAGCAUUGAAU